Cotesia congregata is the source of this 1413-nucleotide messenger RNA. NCBI's taxonomy places the organism in Eukaryota, Metazoa, Arthropoda, Insecta, Hymenoptera, Braconidae. The record is from the annotation of a GenBank genome assembly.
AUGAAAUCAAGGUUACUACCAAGUGGAGCUAAGUGGGCAAAUCAUUGUUGUAAAAAUUUUUUACGAGUCAAAAGUCAGAAUAUGUUGCUGAUAGUAGGAAUUUUGUUGCUCGGACUAAUAAUACCCACAGGGCAAGCGUGGCAAUUAAACUUGAUCGCUAAUUCUAUCAAAUUACAUCUCGAUGAUGUAAUCCAAGUCCCAUUUGAAUUGGUAAUUCCCACGAAUGUUAAUAGCACGAGUCUGGAAUUUGUUGUCGAAAACACGGAUCCGACUGUUGCGAGUGUUGCUAAUCCGUGGGUCAAACCUGAAUUUUUACCUGUUGAUGGAGAACAUUAUAAUGGGACCCUUAAUGUAACGGGUGUCUUUCUCGGCAAGACUAAAAUCCUCCUCAAAGUUAUUGACCGUGGAAUAGUUCAUGAGCUAGAAAAAUUAGAAUUAAUUGUUAUACGUCCUGAACGUGUUAUAGAUAGAUUAUUUACUGGGAGUGUUAUAGCUCUCGUAUGUAUAUUGUAUAUUAAUUUUGGAUGUGCUAUGGACUGGGAAGUAUGUCGAGAGACAAUAAAAAGACCUAUCGGUCCAAUAAUUGGAUCAAUAUGUCAGUUUAUUUUAAUGCCACUGCUGGCAUUUGGUAUUGGACAUGUAUUAUUCCCCAACAAACCAGAAAUGCAAUUGGGAGUAUUUUUCACGGGGAUCAGCCCUAGCGGUGGAGCAUCGAAUAUUUGGACUUUGCUUUUAGGUGGAAAUCUUCCACUUUCUAUCAGCAUGACAACUGUAUCAACUUUAGCUUCCUUCGGUACGAUGCCUUUAUGGAUAUUUACACUGGGUAAAUACAUUUUUGACAGGGGAAAUAUCAAGAUACCUUAUAGCAGAGUAGCCACUUCAGCUAUCGGUUUAGUAGUUCCCCUGGCAAUUGGAUUUAUAAUUCAACGCAAAUGCCCUAAAGUCUGUAAAUUAAUGGUCAGGAUAAUGAAACCGUUCUCCGUUGUUUUAAUUUUAUUUAUUGUAAUUUUUGCAAUCGUCACAAAUUUGUAUUUAUUCCAACUAUUUUCUUGGCAGAUAAUACUCGCAGGAAUGGGUUUACCCUGGUUAGGAUUUCUUUGCGGUUUGAUUAUGAUGCUGGUUUUCCGUCAACCGCAGUCUGAUGUUCGCGCUAUUGCCAUUGAAACAGGAAUUCAGAAUACUGGAAUCGCUAUUUUCCUUCUUAAAUCGGGUAUUGAACAGCCAACUGCUGACCUUACAACUGUGAUUCCUGUAUCAUGUGCGAUAAUGACACCGAUCCCAUUGAUAAUCUUGUGGCUGAUAAAAAUAAUAUACGACCGUAGGAAAGAUAGACAUGAAAAAUCGUCAAACAAACUUCAACCCGAUGGAAUGCCUAUUGUUAUAUCAAACUUAUCGGCAAUACAAUCUGCAUAA